CCACUUUUUUUUUUUUCGUAUUUAAAAAAAAGGUGCAUUAAAAGAUGUCAAAAGAAUUCAAGCCGACCACAUGGGCGGCUAUUCAUAACGCAACACUUCCAGCUGAAGGUGCAGGCAACCAAACGUUUGAUAACCGUAUUCUUGCUGGUGCUGUGCUUGGUGUUCCUGCCUUUAUCACAUACUCCCUUGGUUUAGGCGCUUGGUCUUUCUUGUUCUUGACCGUUCUAUUGUUCCUUCCUAUUCUCGCGUGUACUCUCUAUCUCUUUUCCCGUUUUGCUCCUCGUUAUCGCAACCAUAUUCCUCUUCCUGGUAAACCUAUUGAAUCCUACUUGACCUUCCAUGAUGCCGAACUUCGUGCCAAGUAUCACGGACGCAACAAGAUUCCUAUGGAAACCUUUUUUGAGGCUUAUUUCGUUGGUAAGGUCGAUUUCAAUGGCGAUCCUUUGGAAAUUAUGGAACUUCGUCAUGAUUGGGCCGCUUUCCAAUUCACAUAUGGUCAAUUCAAGUUCUUCUUAACUCAGUGGUUACCCGAAACCUUUUGGCACUCACGCGAACAAGAUGAAAAUCAAGUCCGUGAUCACUAUGAUCGUGGUAACGAUUUCUAUGAAGCCUUCUUGGGCCCAUUAAUGGUUUAUACCUCAGGCAUUAUUUCUGAUCCCACCAAGCGUGAGACCUUGGAAGAACUGCAGGAAAACAAGAUGGAGCUGAUUUGCGAAAAACUCCACAUGAAGGAAGGUGAUAAGCACUUGGAUAUUGGAUGUGGCUGGGGUACUUUGGUUGCUUAUGCUGCUAAGCACUACAACACACAGUCCACUGGUGUCACUCUUGCUCGUAAUCAAGUUGCAUUUGGUGAUAAGCGUAUUGAAGAAUGGGGCGUCAAGGAUAAGGCUAAUUUGCUUUGUAUGGACUAUCGUGAUAUUCCUAAAGGUCAAAAAUAUGACAAGAUCUCGGCUGUUGAAAUGGCUGAACACGUUGGUAUUCGUCGUUUUCAAACUUUCCUUCAAGAAAUCCGUGAAUUGUUAGAAGAUGAUGGUCUUUUCUACAUGCAAGUUGCUGGUUUGAGAGCUACCUGGCAAUACGAAGAUUUCAUUUGGGGCUUAUUUAUGGCAAGAUACAUUUUCCCUGGUGCUGAUGCCUCUACGCCUUUGUACUGGUACCUCAGACAAUUGGAAACUGCUGGCUUCGAAAUCCACAAUGUAGACACUGUUGGUGUUCACUAUUCAGCCACUUUGGAACGUUGGUACGAAAACUGGAUGAAGAAUAAGGGUGCCAUGACAGAAAAAUACGGUAGCAAGUUGGUCCGUAUUUGGGAAAUUUUCCUUUCUUGGUCUGUCAUCACUUCCCGUCAAGGAAGCGCCACCUGCUUCCAAAUUGUUGCCAACAAAAACCGUAACUCAUUUGACCGUGCUGCAUUGAUCUGCAAUCGUACUAAUCCUCGCGCCUGGAAAAGCAAGCGUGGUUAGAUAAACAUUGUGUAUAUUUGAAAGAUAUAAAUAAAAGAAUUGUGUUUUUACGUUUAUUUUAUUUUUACGUUGUGUUGCUUUUAAGAAGAGAAAAGGAUAAAUGUGAAUACAUUAUCACUAUAAUGCAUCCAAAACUGCAAAACUAUGGUUACUAAUCAACACUAGCUAUUUCACAAAAGCCAAACGCUGUUGACAGUUGUCAAAUUCAAUCAGGG
Messenger RNA from Rhizopus microsporus ATCC 52813, 1678 nucleotides. RefSeq names its product S-adenosyl-L-methionine-dependent methyltransferase. Gene Ontology annotation, biological process: cellular response to biotic stimulus. The transcript has 4 exons. Lineage: Eukaryota; Fungi; Mucoromycota; Mucoromycetes; Mucorales; Rhizopodaceae. The record is from RefSeq and is a predicted model, not a curated record. Bases 45 to 1463 code for a protein of 472 amino acids.